Molecule: messenger RNA, 1029 nt
Organism: Aureobasidium subglaciale EXF-2481
Lineage: Eukaryota; Fungi; Ascomycota; Dothideomycetes; Dothideales; Saccotheciaceae
Exons: 1
Coding region: 1-1029 (342 amino acids)
Biological process (GO): mitochondrial respiratory chain complex I assembly
Cellular component (GO): mitochondrion
Molecular function (GO): S-adenosylmethionine-dependent methyltransferase activity
Source: RefSeq, a predicted model, not a curated record
AUGCCCCGAAGUCUGAGCGUCUGCAGCCGACGAAGUUAUGCAGUACAACAAGGUGGCGCCCCUAGCAUCUCCGUCUUCUCCAACGAGGCCAAGCAACAGCAACGAUGCCGCGCCGCCGCAGACAUUGAAGAGUCAAGGGCCACAGACUAUCUGAGAGACGAGGUGGCCACACGGCUGUGCAGCCGUCUCCUGGAUAUCAACCGCAACUUCGACAAGGUGCUCGACUUCGGUGCCAAUGCCUGCAACAUUGCCCGUAUCCUCACCCUACCAGACCCGGAUCCCGAUUCUGCCAAACCCGUGUCGGAACCAUUGAGCUCAAAAGUUGGCCACCUGACAUGCGCCGACCACAACCAGGCCAUGCUGCAUCGCGAUCAGAACGAGCCUUUCAACAAAGACAUGUCCUUGACACGCCAUGUGCUUCAGAACCCAGAGACGCUUCCAUUCGAAGCAAACUCUUUCGACCUCGUCAUGUCAUCGCUGAGCUUGCACUGGAUCAACGACUUGCCAUCCGUCCUCUCCCAAAUCAACAACGUCCUCAAGCCCGAUGCUCCCUUCAUUGCAGCCAUGUCUGGCGGUGACUCUAUAUUCGAGCUCCGUGGCUCUUUGCAACUCGCUGAGCAGGAUCGUCUUGGCGGCAUUGGCACUCACGUCUCACCACUCGCCGAUGUGCGCGAUGUCGGCAAUCUCCUCACUCGUGCUGGCUUCAAGCUGCUCACAGUUGACGUCGACGACAUUAUCGUCGAUUAUCCCAGCACCUUACACCUGAUGCGUGAUCUGCAAGCCAUGGGCGAGUCAAACGCUGCUCUCAAGCGCACACCUGGGCCCAUCUCAAGGGACGUGCUUUUGGCCACAGAGGCCAUCUACAAGGAGCUGUAUGGUAACGAAGAUGGAAGCAUCCCUGCCACAUUUAGAACUAUUUACAUGAUUGGCUGGAAGGAAGGUGCGAACCAGCCCAAGCCUUUAGAAAGAGGAACAGGAGAGAUCAACAUCAAGGACAUCCUGGAAGGUGGAGGUUCAUACAACGGAUAG